Plenodomus lingam JN3 is the source of this 1104-nucleotide messenger RNA. The record is from RefSeq and is a predicted model, not a curated record. Lineage: Eukaryota; Fungi; Ascomycota; Dothideomycetes; Pleosporales; Leptosphaeriaceae.
AUGCCAGGACGACCAGCAGGAUCGCGCUCUACGCGUCCUUCAACCGCCUCUACAGCGCGCAAGACGAGCGGCGGCGUCACCAAAUCCACGCGUGCAUCCGGGACACGACAGUCGGCCAAUGCGGUCGAGAUACCUGAUGAAGGACCCGUGACUUCGUUGCGCACACAGAUUGCGCAGGUGUUUAGCGAUGCGCAAAAGACGACGGCGACGCAGAGGAAAUUGGCGGUGCAUCUGAGGAAAAUACAAGAAGCAUGCUGUUUCGAGCCACCGGAUACUGGGAACAAGGGUGGGAAGAAGGGCAGGGAGCAGAUUGAGGAAGAUUUCGACGAGGAAGACUUCAACAAUGAGGUGGGGAGGUGUGUUUUGAGGCUGUUAAAUGUGAAGAAGAGUGAGCCUGCGGGAGACAGGGUCAUUCGGUUCUUGGGCUUGUUCUUGAAGCACGCUUCGGAAAAGGAUCAAGCAAUCUUCUCUGCUGGAACGGAAGAAGAAGGCUUCUUCGAGACGCCCAGUACCCGCCUUGUCAGACACAUCCUCCUAGCAACCCACGCCUUUCUUACAGCAAAAGAGAAGACCGUACGUUACCGCGCAACACAAACUAUCGCAUACAUCAUUAACAACAUCGCCACCCUCGACGACGACCUCUAUGAUAUCCUUCGGGUUGGCUUCAUGAAACGCCUGCGAGACAAGGACCCACCGGUCCGCGUUCAGGCUGUCCUUGGUCUGGGCACGCUUUUGAAUGACGACGAAGAUCAGCAAGAAGAGGAAGAUAGCGACGACGAUGCGGCAGGAGGUCUUCUCGAGAAGCUCAUGAACAUCAUGAGCCAUGACCCCAGCGCAGAAGUACGACGGGCCGUUCUUCACAACCUUCCAAGAUUGCCCUCGACACUACGAUCCAUCCUCAAGCGAGCUCGUGACAUGGAUGCAACGCUGAGAAGGCAGGUCUAUGGAAAGAUUCUGCCCACAAUCGGCGACUUCAGAAACUUGUCGGUCGUCGAGCGCGAGAAGCUCAUUCGCUGGGGCCUACCGAGAAGUGGCUUGAAGACUGUGAGUCGAGCCGCGACAACCGUCCAGAAGAAGAAAAGAAGCCUGGUGAGCUUCUUCUAG